Panonychus citri (citrus red mite) is the source of this 1334-nucleotide messenger RNA. RefSeq names its product 3-methyl-2-oxobutanoate hydroxymethyltransferase-like. The record is from RefSeq and is a predicted model, not a curated record. Gene Ontology annotation, cellular component: cytoplasm. Gene Ontology annotation, biological process: pantothenate biosynthetic process. Bases 309 to 1310 code for a protein of 333 amino acids. The transcript has 2 exons. Gene Ontology annotation, molecular function: magnesium ion binding; 3-methyl-2-oxobutanoate hydroxymethyltransferase activity. NCBI's taxonomy places the organism in Eukaryota, Metazoa, Arthropoda, Arachnida, Trombidiformes, Tetranychidae.
ACUCUUGGUGUGAAUAUCGAUGUAAAUUGCGGUACUUUGAGACAACAAUACGUAUCAUCAGAAGAAGCAGUUAUCAACCGAAGAGCGGAUAUUAUAAUUGUCGGAAGCGGAAUCAUGAAAUCGGAGGAUCCAUUGGCUAAAUUACUGCAAUUCAAACAGUGAGGAUUCAAUAGUUACCUCAAAAUGGUAACCAUGACUACGUGUUUUCCUUAAUCAAUUUUGAUUGUUUAGAUAAUCACAAUAGUGAUUGUAUUGUGACAGUGAAGCAAUUUCUCAGUCAUUCUAAUCGUCAAGCUAAUUCAUCAAAAAUGCUACGAAAUUCAAACUACCGAAUAUUCAAACAAUUAUCUUGCAUCAGUAAAUUGAUGCGAUUUAAUUUUCCAUGUUCAAAAUUAACUACCAAUCUUCCUCUCCAGACAAUUAGAUUAUCAUCUAGCGAUGGUAAAAGUAUCAAAGGAACUGGUAAUUCAGAGUCGGGUAAAAAAUCUGUAGUUGGUUAUGCUGUUAGUGAUUCAGCUUCGGGCAGGAAAAAGGUCAGAACCGUGGAUAUUGUGACGAUGAAGGAAAAGGGAAAACGAAUAAAAUGUUUAACAUGUUACGAUUAUACAUUUGCCACGAUAUUGGAUCGAACCAAUAUCGAUAUUGUUCUAGUCGGUGAUUCGGCUGGACAUGUAAUGCAGGGUAAAUCAAAUACUCUCUCAGUUACUUUGGAUCACAUCAAGUACCAUGUUGAAUGUGUCGCCGCUGCAAUAAGGCGACCUUUGCUAAUUGCUGACAUGCCCUUUAUGACGGUUGGUCCAAGUUUAGAAUUGACCUGUGUCAAUGUUGCAACUUUACUUGCUGCUGGUGCUGAAGGUAUUAAAAUUGAAGGAGCUUCGGCCACCCUGUGUAAACAAAUUGAAUUCCUUGUUUCCUCUGGUGUACCAGUUAUGGGUCAUAUUGGAAUGCAGCCUCAGGCGGUUCAUUCCUAUGGUGGUUUUAAAAUUCAAGGGAAAAAUGAAAAAGCUUCCAACCAAUUGGUACAACGAGCUAAAGACCUGGAAAGUGCAGGUUGUUUCAGUAUGGUAAUUGAAUUAACCGAUCCCUCGGUUGCUGAUAAAAUUACUAAAUCAGUCAAUAUACCAACAAUCGGCAUUGGUGCAGGUAAUUCUUGUGACGGAAACAUUUUGGUCAUUCAAGAUAUGCUGGGAAUGAACAUCGGCUUUAAACCUAAAUUUCUGAAAACAUUUGCCAAUUUAGAGGAAGAAAUUAGAACGGCAGUUAAUCGCUACUGUGAAGAAGUUGAUAAUGGUACAAGUGAACCAAUUUAAUGAAAUGACGACAAACAAUUAAGA